AUGGAUAAAAACGAGCUGGUACAGAAGGCCAAACUGGCUGAGCAGGCUGAGCGAUAUGAUGACAUGGCAGCCUGCAUGAAGUCUGUAACUGAGCAAGGAGCUGAAUUAUCCAAUGAGGAGAGGAAUCUUCUCUCAGUUGCUUAUAAAAAUGUUGUAGGAGCCCGUAGGUCAUCUUGGAAGGUCGUCUCCAGUAUUGAGCAAAAGACGGAAGGUGCUGAGAAAAAACAGCAGAUGGCUCGAGAAUACAGAGAGAAAAUAGAGACCGAGCUAAGAGAUAUCUGCAAUGAUGUACUGUCUCUUUUGGAAAAGUUCUUGAUCCCCAAUGCUUCACAAGCAGAGAGCAAAGUCUUCUACUUGAAAAUGAAAGGAGACUACUACCGCUACUUGGCUGAGGUUGCGGCUGGUGAUGACAAGAAAGGGAUUGUGGAUCAGUCACAGCAAGCAUACCAAGAAGCUUUUGAAAUCAGCAAAAAGGAAAUGCAACCAACACAUCCUAUCAGACUGGGUCUGGCCCUUAACUUCUCUGUGUUCUAUUAUGAGAUUCUGAACUCCCCUGAGAAAGCCUGCUCUCUUGCAAAGACAGCAUUUGAUGAAGCGAUUGCUGAGUUGGACACGCUGAAUGAAGAGUCCUACAAAGACAGCACCCUGAUCAUGCAGCUGCUGAGGGACAAUCUCACUCUGUGGACGUCGGAAAACCAGGGAGACGAAGGAGAUGCUGGGGAGGGAGAGAACUAA
Cervus elaphus (red deer) is the source of this 735-nucleotide messenger RNA. RefSeq names its product 14-3-3 protein zeta/delta-like. The record is from RefSeq and is a predicted model, not a curated record. Gene Ontology annotation, biological process: signal transduction. The coding region runs from base 1 to 735 and encodes 244 amino acids. Lineage: Eukaryota; Metazoa; Chordata; Mammalia; Artiodactyla; Cervidae. Gene Ontology annotation, cellular component: cytoplasm. The transcript is spliced from 2 exons.